Molecule: messenger RNA, 1146 nt
Organism: Oldenlandia corymbosa var. corymbosa
Lineage: Eukaryota; Viridiplantae; Streptophyta; Magnoliopsida; Gentianales; Rubiaceae
Source: the annotation of a GenBank genome assembly
UUCAAACUUAAGAGGAUGAUUUAGUAGUUAGCUCAAACUUUAGGGGACAAUGAGUAGUUAUGUGCAAAUCCUCGUUUGUUCUGCAAAUAGUAAACGCCUUCUCAUAAACCCAACACAAACCCCCCCCCUUUCCAGUCUCUACCAAAAACGUGACUCAUCUCCCUCCAAACAUUUCGGCGGAAGGGUACCGGCCAGCUCACACUUCUUCCUAUCCUCCGGCGCAUUCUUGAUCGAUGGCGGCGAAGAACGCUCUGUUGAAGUACUUCAGGCUCAGUGUUCAAACUGUUCCACCGAGGCUCCGGGGCCCGAGAGUUGCCAUCGGAGGCUCAUUUUCUCAGCUCAUAAGGCAGCGAUUCUUCUCCGAAGAGGCCAGGGGUUCCUUCCUCGACAAAUCGGAGGUCGCCGACCGUGUCAUCAAUGUCGUUAAGAACUUCCAGAAAGUCGAUCCUUCGAAGGUUAAUCCAAAUGCUCACUUCCAGAAUGAUCUUGGUUUAGAUAGUCUGGACACUGUUGAGGUUGUCAUGGCUCUCGAAGAAGAGUUUGGAUUUGAGAUUCCAGACAAUGAAGCUGACAAGAUCAACUCUAUCAAUCUUGCUGUGGACUUCAUUGCAUCUCACCCUCAAGCAAAAUAAGGGACAUCAUUAUACUUGCAUCCGCCUUUUAUGAUUUACCCAAGUUUUCUGUAGCAACGGAAGAUAGACUCUUGGCACCUAAGCUGUUUCUGUACUGCCAUUUUUGUCAAGUAUUACAUUUAGUCUAAAGAUCUGAAUGAUAUUUGCAUUUUGCUGAUAUGUGAGCAAUUCUUCUUUUGGACCCUGCUAGUGCCACUAUGUUAAUAAGGAUUCGAAUCAUGAAUUAGUGUUCCUUCCAUUGUUCACUUCUUGAACGUAUUGAGUUAUUGACAAUUGACUUAUCCUAACCCCCUAUACAUCGUUACAAAAUUGAAGCUCCAGACGGCACGAGACCGGUGUUUUUGAAUGUUUGGUUCUGACUCUACGUCGUUGUCUGUAUAGGGAAAUCGAUCUACAUUAUCCCCGUAGCCUUGGAGUUAGCUGUGUCUUCGAUGAAACCUUUAGCCUGGGAAAUGUAGGGACAAUGAGAGUAUUGGAAUUUGACAGAGGUGGUUUCUAUGCAUGUUCACUUUUA